AUGGAAGACUGGAACUCCGUUACCAAGAUUGGCAGCAAGACCCGCGGCGGCGCCGGUGGCCCCCGUGAGACUGUCGUCAAGGGCAAGAGCGCCUUGAACGCCGCCCAGCGCUCUGGCGGUAUCCUCGCAACUGAGAAGAAGUACACCACCGGCAAUGUCUCCGCGAAGGCAGGAGCCCCCGAGGGCCAGCACUUGACCAAGGUCGACCGCAGCGACGACAUCAUCAAGCCCAAGACCGUCGGUUACGCCGUCGCCGAGGCAAUCAAGAAGCGCCGCAACGAGGACGGUUACAAGAUGACGCAGAAGGAGCUGGCCACCAAGUGCAACACCACCAUCACCAUCGUGCAGGACUUCGAGCGGGGCACUGCGACGCCGGACCAGAAGGUUCUCGGUGCGAUGGAGCGCGUGCUCAACGUCAAGCUCCGUGGUACCGACAUUGGUGCAGAGAAGUUCCCCAAGAAGAAAUAA
Penicillium cinerascens is the source of this 468-nucleotide messenger RNA. RefSeq names its product multiprotein-bridging factor 1 (gene mbf1). The transcript is spliced from 2 exons. Gene Ontology annotation, molecular function: DNA binding. Lineage: Eukaryota; Fungi; Ascomycota; Eurotiomycetes; Eurotiales; Aspergillaceae. The coding region runs from base 1 to 468 and encodes 155 amino acids. The record is from RefSeq and is a predicted model, not a curated record. Gene Ontology annotation, cellular component: nucleus.